This is a messenger RNA of Exophiala dermatitidis NIH/UT8656, 4293 nucleotides long. RefSeq lists its product as uncharacterized. Gene Ontology annotation, molecular function: guanyl-nucleotide exchange factor activity. The transcript is spliced from 2 exons. The coding region runs from base 1 to 4293 and encodes 1430 amino acids. Gene Ontology annotation, biological process: regulation of ARF protein signal transduction. NCBI's taxonomy places the organism in Eukaryota, Fungi, Ascomycota, Eurotiomycetes, Chaetothyriales, Herpotrichiellaceae. The record is from RefSeq and is a predicted model, not a curated record.
AUGACCCCGGUACUACCUCUUCCCUCUCCCAGAAAAGCCAACAGAGCGGACGUGGACGCAAUAAGCCCGUUCCCUGACGCGGACUUUCUUCGACCUUAUUCCUCGUCCGCUCCGUCUCCUUCAACCCUGAACGCUCAGCCUCUUCCGCAAGGGACGCCAAUGGCGGCAUCGGGCACUUUUCUGGCGGACUCGUCUCCAAUUGAGCAUUUGAGGGAUAACGAUGAUGGACACGACGAUAACGAAGACCCUCACGACCUUUCCCUCUCCUCCAACCAUGUCCUCCGAGCCUCUAUGGUGGACAAUCUGGUAAUGUCGUUGGACCAAUUCUCCAGUACCGUCUUCGACGAUGUCCCAUAUACUCCGCGAAAUCGAGGCUACGAUGCUGCCUCAAGUGCACGGCAACGGGGCCAUACAUUUUCCUCAUCGCUUUCUUCCGAGGCCGAUAUGCAGGACAUGAAGGGUGUACCACGCUUUCCAGACACUGUUCCGCGCAUUCCUAUGCGGAACAGCUGGAGAGGCCCCAAGAUUUCACAACGGCUUCCAAGCAUCUUUGGAGAGGAUGAAGAGUCGGUGCGUGCCAGAGUGUACGAUUCCCAACGGGCGGCUCAGCCUGGGCACCAGAGGAGGAAGAAGAACACCUCGAAAGGCGGGAGAAGCCCUACCAGCAGCGCCUCGUCAAGUAUUGAUCUGGGGCAUCUUGCCAGUCUGUCUGGGCGACUGGGCGGACCAGGGGAUAGACGGUCAAGGAGCUUUGAUCUAGGCUCCGGCCAGCGCAACAUGCGCGUCUCGAGAGGCUUAACGGCCGGUGACGGUGCACCGAUGCCCAUCAUAUUCCAAGGGCCGGAGGCGGUACAUGACCCUUUGGUAAACACCUCUGCCUCGCCUCUUGUCCGGAAAAACAGCACCAAAUCUUCGAAGAGCGCAUAUGCGAAGAGAGGCCGGACCGGAGCCUUGGGGACAAACACAUUGGAUGAUCCUGUUCCGCAACUGCCUACUAUGAGGAGCGUUCCUGCGUUGCUCAACACGGCUCACGACCAGAAAUUGGGUUUUUCGGAGCCUGUUGCCGCUCCAAGGCCUGGUUUCUUCCGCCGCGUCUUUGGCUCUUCUAGAAAUCCCGUUACGACGGAUCAUCAUGUUCACGCCGUCAACAAACCUCAAUAUGGCCGAUCGACCCCUGUCCAGGACGAGAUGGGACACCCCACCACACCCCUAGGGAGAGCGCAUAAGCCGGUUCGCAGGACUUCUAAUGAUGUAUCUGCUAACAAGGAAAACCACCCGGUGUCUAAGAAGACUUCUACCUUCUUCCGUCGGAGGAAGAAGUCUAUCAGCACCAAUAUUCCUCCACCUCUGCCACUCACACUCAACUCAGAAUUGAAAUCAGAGUCUGCUGCCGUGGACGGGACCAGUCCGGUUAGUAGCCUUAGAGCUUUCAUGGUCCCCUACCUGGGGGAGAGCCAGAUGCACUCCUCAGGCCAUGGUCACGGGCAUAGUAGAACAAGUUCAAUGCAAGGGUCAUACACAGCAACACGUCCACCUCCCACGUUUGCCCUUCCCAAAGACACGCCCAAUCGACCUAGACUUGCCGGCCACAGUCGAAACGAAUCGCAUGGAAGCAAUAGAACCUUGAAGACGAACAGCAAGCCCGGCUCGACUCUUCGUAUUCCGCAUCAAGAUUCUUUCCUGGCGGAUAGCAGCAGCACCGAGGAACCGUCAAAAAUCUCUCCUUUCGACGGUCAGUAUUCGGACGGUGAGCAGCCGGAUGAAGAAGUCCACCACAAUCUCCAUGACCUGAAACUGGAACACACCGUAUCGUUUAACGCAUUGCCUACCUCGACUCCUGAUCCUCAAAAGUCAAUGGCACGAAAACCAUCGUGGAAGUCCGAGGAAGUCUCUCCCACUACUCCUCUGGUCGGAAACCCUUUGUGCAACCUCACGAACACAGGACCUCUCGCAAGUCCUAGUCACAGUGCUAGAUUGCUGAAACGCCUGGAGAUGGACCGAGGCGGGCGCAAAGAUUCUCCUAUUCAUUCUUUGUCUGAUGUUAGCGAGUAUCGGUCCGCGCCUACAACCCCUCUCGUGACCGAAACUCCUGAAGACGACCAAGCUGCUCCUUUGGAGGUUGCUCAGGUGGCAACGCUGCCAGAUCCCGACAAGCUCAAAGCGCAAAGCAUCUUCGACAAUGUGGAUAACGAAAUUGAUUCUUCAAAUGCCGGAGCAUGGCUAGGAGAGGCUGGUGCUGACCGGGAACGUAUACGAAAAGCGUACAUGGGACUUUUCGACUGGAAUGGCCAAGAUAUCCUAGACGCAUUCCGGGAUCUAUGUGAUCGAGUUGCCCUCAAAGGCGAGACACAGCAGAUGGACCGAAUGGUGGACGCGUUUGCCCAGCGGUGGUGCGAGUGCAACCCCAAUCACAUGUACAAGUCCAGCGAUGUUGUCCACACUAUCUGCUAUUCUCUUCUGCUGCUCAACACCGAUCUUCACCUGGCCGACAUUGGCCAGAAAAUGACCAAGAAUCAAUUCGUCCGCAACGCUCUCCCUACCGUCAAACUUGUGGCUCAGGGGCAGGACACUGACAGCACUUUACGUGCAAACGCCGUUAGACCCCGUGCCAAUGUGUUGUCGACGCAAGAUACUGCGGAAACGCCGCGGCAGCCGACAAGAUCAGGAGCCAACCCCAGCCAGGACGAGCGACAAAAUUCCGUUUCAACAAUCUCUAAUGUGGACACCUCAGCAGAUGGCACGCCAGGAAGGAACUGGGAAAUGCGCAUCGAAUCGGUACUAAGAACAUUCUAUACCUCCAUCUCCCAGGAUCCCUUGCCCUUGCAUGGCGCUCAGCUUGAUGUGCCCGGUCAGUUGCACCAGUCUAGCAGCUUUCUAUCGGUCGGAUCAAAUAUGCUACGACGGACACCAAGCGUACUCAGCAAGGCCCAUUCUGAGAGCAAUCGUGGUCGCCUAGUUGGGGAAAGCCGAUCCUUGGGCGCUCGUUGGGCCACGAAGGCCAGAUCAAGGCCCCGUUUGCCAUCCGCACCUGGCUUUGGUUCUAGUAGGACGAGCAUAGACGAGCAGUCGACCACCUGGAGCCCAUCCAUGUCGAGCACAUGGAGUCGGGCGUCACUAGGGAAGACACUGACUUCGAUGUCAGUAGACUCGUUCAAUACUGAAGCCGCCCCUGGAGAUUAUCAAUCAUCAAUCGGCUUCGCCAAUGCUCUAAGUCAGGCAAUUAUUCGAGACGACCAGCUGGAACUCCCCAUCGAUGACGGACCCAAGGCCGGGUCACUCCUCGAAGAUGACACUCUCGAGCUCUGUGGUGCACCAUGGGCGAAAGAAGGAAUCGUCAAACACAAAUGCCAUCUAGAGGGUGUGGACAAACGAUCCAAAGACAGAAACUGGACCGAUUGUUUUGCUGUUAUUGAAAGAGGAUGGAUGCGAUUGUUUUCUUUCUCCUCGACCGCAAAGUCGCUCCGGAACAAGGCUCGUCAGCCAAAAGCAGGCGCUGUUGUGGGCGGCGGGAACUGGCAAGAUAAUGCUGAAGAGGUGUGGAAAUUCAUGCUACGACAUACGAUCGCAAGCUCUUUACCUCCUCCUGGCUAUUCCAAGGCACGCCCGUACGUUUGGGCUCUGAGUCUUCCGACCGGGGCUGUGCACCUCUUCUCUGUUGGAACUCCGGAUAUUGUCAAGGAGUUUGUGUCCAGCGCCAACUUUUGGAGCGCUCGGUUAUCCAAGGAACCGAUGAUGGGCGGCAUCAGCAACAUGGAAUAUGGGUGGAGUGAUGCCGUUGUGAACCGCAGUUUGAUAUCCUCCGAUUCGCAGAACGAGAACAACAGCACGAUGAAUCCACGCCCCAGCACACAGAUGUCGAUGCGGAGCUCUCUGGAUUAUGUUGGUGGUGGUGCUCGGGCCAAGCUGCCUGGAGACAGGGUCCAUAUCAGUGACUGGACACCUCCGCAGCAAUCCAUGUUUGCCUCUCAGUUGAUGGAGGUCGAUCAGUUGAAGGCCCUUCAGACCUAUGUCAGCAACGUGGAGGACGAGUUGCAAAGACAUAAUGAGCUUAGGGGGCCUAUGUUACUGGCGUUCUCCUCGAAGCAUCCCAACUCGACCAAGGCGAUGAACAAUUGGGAAAAGAAAAGCAGCUACCUUCUGCGGGAGAUUGUCAAGUUCCGGACAUAUAUUGAUGCACUGCAGCAUGCCCAGGCCACGAAAGACCGGAUUUACAAGAUGAGGCAGGAAGAAGAUGAGGCUCGAAGGGUGGAGAUGGACAGCCGGGUCGUAACCGGCCAGCCCAUCCCAGCCUGA